AUGACCAUGGCGUGGGCAGAGGCUGCGGACCGUGCGACGGCCGACCCGUCGUGUGUGCCGGAGCUGUAUGCGUUUCUGGAGCAGGACGAGGCGCUGCUUGGCGACCGCAUGGACCCGCCGUGGAAGAGCGCGCGGCCGCUCGCAAAAUGGAUGUGCCUCGCCGCCCAGCUGCGUGCCGCGCAGAGCGCCGCCGAGGUGCAGGCGCUCGAGGCGGGACACGAGGACGUGAUGCAAAGCAUUGGUGCGAUUCCCUACGUGCCGCUGCUGGUGGCGCAAUGGGCCGACGCCAUGUCGGACAAAGGGCGGCUCGUCUCGCCGACAUACGCCACGCGGUGGCUCGAGGGCGUGUACGAGAGCCUUGCGCCGUACCGCGGGCUCUCGAGUGUGCAUGCGCCGCUCCUCUAUCAAUACCUCCUCGCCAAGGACGAGAAAAGCGCCGCGCUCGUGCAGCGCACGGACCUGGGCGCGACCGACUUUGCAAGGGUCGGCCGCUACCUUGAUAUCCUCGCGUACCUCUACUAUGCCGGCCUCGUAUACACGCUGCAGCAAGCGUACGAAAAAGCAGAGGACGUGUGGCAGACGUGCAUUGCGCUCCCGUCCGAAAGUGUGAGCCAUAUCCAGCUCGAUGCGUUCAAGAAGCUGAUCCUCGUGCGCCUGCUCGCCGGCCACAAUGUCGAGGGCGAGGCGCUCCUUAAGCACACGAGUGUCAAUGUCCGGUCGCAGUACCUGCGCCAGGCCGGCGCGUACCUCGCGCUCGCGCACAACUACCGCCGCAUGCGCAGUGGCUCGCGCGACCUGCACACACUCCUUGCGGCACACGCCGAGCAGUUUGCGGCGGAUGCGAAUACCGGGCUCGUGCAGCAGUGCGUCGCCGCGCAGCCCCAGCGGCUCGUCGAGGCGCUCGCACGUAUCUACUCGACGCUUCCUCUCGACGCUGUCGCCGCGUACCUCGCGUGCACGCCGGACGAGGCGCGGAGCGCGCUUGCGUCGACGCCGCGCGUCGAUGUGUCCUAUGCUAAUGGCCCCCAAGUCGGCGCCUUUCCGCUGCCCGACGGCGUCGCGUGCACGCUCGCUGAGCGCGAUAGCGCGCCGUACGUCGCCCUCGCGCUGCGCCCCGCCCCCACUCCUAUGCUCCCCGCUGAGCACGACGGACGCGCGGCGCUCGCGGCGCUCGUACGCGCCGCGCACCUCGCGCCGAGCCACCUCGCGAAGCUCGCGGCGCUGCACGGUGCGCCACGUGGCGACGCACAGACCUCGUAG
Messenger RNA from Malassezia japonica, 1260 nucleotides. RefSeq lists its product as uncharacterized. Gene Ontology annotation, biological process: ubiquitin-dependent protein catabolic process. Gene Ontology annotation, cellular component: COP9 signalosome. Lineage: Eukaryota; Fungi; Basidiomycota; Malasseziomycetes; Malasseziales; Malasseziaceae. The record is from RefSeq and is a predicted model, not a curated record. The transcript is spliced from 6 exons. Bases 1 to 1260 code for a protein of 419 amino acids.